This is a messenger RNA of Zophobas morio, 1134 nucleotides long. RefSeq lists its product as uncharacterized. The transcript is spliced from 10 exons. The record is from RefSeq and is a predicted model, not a curated record. Bases 112 to 1134 code for a protein of 340 amino acids. Lineage: Eukaryota; Metazoa; Arthropoda; Insecta; Coleoptera; Tenebrionidae.
AAACAUUACUUCAACUGGGUAACACACUGCUGGGAUCACCAGAACCUCGACUGGCUUGGGCCCAGUGAAUGCGGUGGCCGGGAAUACACUUGCCAGACUUCACCGGAUAGGAUGGCGGCAGAGAUAGAGUUUAAUCUCAAGUUAAUUAAAGGAGAGUUAAUAUAUGCCAGUGAAUAUCCAGCAUACAAGCUCAAAGGACAGAACGACACUACUGACAAUGUUAUGUUUCGAGGAGACCCCGAUGGUCUUACCGAGCGCUUCUCUCCCCACAGCCUGGUGCCUCCUGAGAUAUCAGGUUUAUGGCCUCAGUCGGUUCCACCGCCUCCAGGAAGAAGGCCCAAAGCAUUGCCUAAAAACACACCCAUUUUACGCGUAUUAGAGUCUCACGGUAUCAACAUUGUCACAGGAGACAACUCUAGAAAGGAGUUGAGAAACCAAAACAACCCGCACCAUGGAAUUUACACCACCUUGGAAGAGUACGGAGUGCCGGGCAUUCUCAUUAUCCCCCGGUGGGCCCUUGCCAUAUUCUACAACACUCACGAGCCCAAUCUGUACAUGGAGGCCUAUAACCAACUAAAUGCUUGUAACUGGACGACUGGUGAGGAGUGUCGCUUAAGUGGUAACUACAGUUUUGAGGAAGCCAUGGAGAGACAAGCACGCGUGACCACGACACCUUGGCUCCAAUUCCGAGCAGAUCCAUUUAUGUUUCACCAGCUAAACCUCUACUCCUUUCCCUACAACGGAAAAAAUUACUCUUUGGUGAGUCUCUGGGCUGAGAAGGCUUUAAAACACCUCUUCAUGUAUGUGGACAAGUUGCCUGUUCAGUCUCCUAAGAUGGACACAACCGGAAGACAUUAUGUAGAUCGGAUGAACAGAGACUACUGCGGGAUCGAGGCCCGCGCAGGAUAUGACUCGCAAGGCCAACUGCAAAACAUCCAGUACUGGCCGAGCAAGACGGACUGCCUUUCUAUUCUGACCACGACCGACCCCGAACUACAGAAAAUGUUCAAAACACUCGGCUACGACUUCGAAGAGUACGGACCUGAAACAACGCUGGAAGUUCCACUCACAGCAGGACAUGGAAAGAUGCUGACACUACGUAAUCAUACCUGUAACGACACGUUAAUGCAAUAA